AUGUCUCUUCUCCACGAUUACUAUGUGAGCAACUACUCGAAAUGCUCCAAACCGGACAGUUUCCUGUCCUCUUGGGAGGGUCUCUCCUUAGUUUCGCACUCGAUCACUGCCGUUCUGCUGCCGUUCCAUCUGCUCGGAGGCUAUUGUAUUCUGUGCAAGACUCCCGCUUAUAUGACUUUCUAUCGGUGGCCUUUGUUCAAUUUACACUUUUGGUGAGUUCUUCCGAAGGGCGACCCGUGCAGCCAGCUCAGUUCGAUUUCAGGUCCUGUUUCGUGGACAUCUUGAUCAGCGCCCUCAUCACCCCUUACCUCAUUUUCCCGGCAGUCGCGGGUUUCCCAAUAGGUCUUCUGAGCGUGUUCAAUGUGCCGACAGCCGUUCAAAUAUGGCUCGGCGUCGUUUGUAUUUAUGGUAAGUUAGGGGAGCAAUCAGGUUUACAAUUGUUUUUCAGCUAUGAUAAUGUCAAUGACGAUUCUGUUCGAGAACCGUCACAACUCCAUUCCCUCCAACAAACUGAGGAUCGAGAGAAUGAGUGUGAAACUGAUUUACUAUGCAAUCCGAAUCGCACUCCUAGUCCUCUACUCCUCGUUCAUCUUCCUGUUCGUUCCGGAGCAAGAGCCCGCCCGUCUCCAGAUCCUCCAAUCGAUUCCCUGUCCGACGGAAGAGUUCUUCACUUCUCCCGUCUUCGUUCUCUGCAUCAACGACACCUACACCAAUUUCCUGGCCGCCGUGACUGCUCUCGGAGUGCUCAGCGAGAUCCUCCAAAUCGCCUUCUUCGUCGCCUGCUGCCUCUAUUAUCUGUUUUUCAGUUUGAACGGAUUCACUUCGAAAAAAACGCGCAAACUGCAAAUCGCCUUCUUCGCAUCCAUCGUGAUGCAAGUGGCCAUUCCGAUCUUUUUCCUCCUGCCCUCCUUCGUUUUUCUGACAAUUUCAGUCGUGUUCAAGUACUACAAUCAAGGCAAGAAAGUUCGAAGGCAUGCAGAAUUGA
Molecule: messenger RNA, 985 nt
Organism: Caenorhabditis sp. 36 PRJEB53466
Lineage: Eukaryota; Metazoa; Nematoda; Chromadorea; Rhabditida; Rhabditidae
Source: the annotation of a GenBank genome assembly